Messenger RNA from Tripterygium wilfordii, 828 nucleotides. RefSeq names its product vacuolar protein sorting-associated protein 29-like. The coding region runs from base 113 to 682 and encodes 189 amino acids. Gene Ontology annotation, cellular component: retromer complex; endosome. Gene Ontology annotation, biological process: retrograde transport, endosome to Golgi; intracellular protein transport. NCBI's taxonomy places the organism in Eukaryota, Viridiplantae, Streptophyta, Magnoliopsida, Celastrales, Celastraceae. The record is from RefSeq and is a predicted model, not a curated record. The transcript has 4 exons.
UUCGCCAGGAAGCCCUAAAAACAGUGAAGACGAAGACUGAAUGUUCGAUUUCGCCAUUGCCAAACAUACUGGUUUGCGCGGAAUAACUCGAAUUUGGUUUUAAACGUUGAAGAUGGUGUUGGUACUAGCUUUAGGGGAUCUACAUGUACCCCAUAGAGCACCUGAUUUGCCUGCAAAGUUUAAGUCUAUGCUAGUCCCUGGCAAGAUCCAACAUAUCAUUUGCACUGGAAAUUUGUGCAUCAAAGAAGUACAUGACUACUUGAAGACUCUUUGUCCUGACUUGCAUAUUGCUCGAGGUGAAUAUGAUGAAGAGACACGAUAUCCAGAAACCAAAACACUAACCAUUGGUCAAUUUAAGUUGGGGCUGUGCCAUGGUCAUCAGGUUGUUCCAUGGGGGGACUUAGACUCCCUAGCCAUGCUUCAGAGGCAGCUGGAUGUAGAUAUACUCGUGACGGGUCAUACCCAUCAGUUCACUGCUUACAAACAUGAAGCAGGUGUUGUUAUUAACCCGGGAUCUGCAACCGGAGCCUACAGCAGCAUCACUUAUGAUGUUAACCCCAGCUUUGUCCUCAUGGACAUCGAUGGCCUUCGUGUCGUGGUUUAUGUCUAUGAACUCAUCGACGGAGAGGUUAAGGUUGACAAGAUUGACUUUAAGAAGUCCACAGCCACAACUCACCCGUGAUGUUGUUAUCCUUUCUUGUUGUCCGGACUUCUCAAAUCUUGACCAUUGUACAUGUAUCUCUUGUGUAUCUGAUUCGAAUUUGUUGAAAUAAGUUUUUGUAUUUUGUCCUUUGAUUGUUAUGAAAGAUCAUGCGUUUGACACUGGCA